Messenger RNA from Austrofundulus limnaeus, 4163 nucleotides. It is a transcript of the gene cnn1b, whose product is annotated as calponin 1, basic, smooth muscle, b. NCBI's taxonomy places the organism in Eukaryota, Metazoa, Chordata, Actinopteri, Cyprinodontiformes, Rivulidae. Gene Ontology annotation, cellular component: actin cytoskeleton. The record is from RefSeq and is a predicted model, not a curated record. Gene Ontology annotation, molecular function: actin filament binding. The transcript has 7 exons. Gene Ontology annotation, biological process: actomyosin structure organization; actin filament organization. The coding region runs from base 515 to 1411 and encodes 298 amino acids.
UCGGAUCAAACAAUUUUUAUAGACAUGCUGAGUAUUUGUGUUGGUAAAACCAGUGGUGACAGACCUCCUCCAGCUGAGGWCUCAGUGACAUAACUCCAGCUGAUGCCGUCCCAAACAUCAUCCCUGAAAGGCCUGAAGGUGGAAAAAAUGACAGUGAAUAAAUGUAAUACCCGAGCCAUGACAUCACUCCCUCUGAUGAGGAGGCUGCGCCUGGAUUGGAYGGUGCCACCGACCAAUCAGAGCGCACACAUGGGAAGAGUUUAAAAAGAUUCAGGAAGGUGUCUGAGUUGUCCGAAAUCCUCACCAGCUGCCCCUGAGCUAGACUGUUCAUAUUAAAAAAAAGGGAAAAAAAACCUCAUUAUAUUUAAGGAAAAAUCUACUACACUGGACUAUCUGGGGACUUUUCUUCUUCCUGCCUCGGACAGAGAGCUGCUACCUAUUUUYUCCCUCUUUAAAGCCCCCCUCUUCUUCCUCCUCCUCCUCCUCCUCAGCUCUGUCUGUAAACAGAGAAAAAAUGACAACACAUUUCAGGAGCGGACCAGCCUUUGGACUUUCUGCUGAGGUUAAGAGUAAGUUGGCUGGGAAAUAUGACCCACAAAAGGAAGAGGAGCUGAGGCUGUGGAUUCAAGAYGUGACGGGCAAAAAAAUUGGAGACAACUUUAUGGAGAGUCUGAAGGAUGGAGUUGUGUUGUGCGAACUGAUUAACAUUCUGCAGCCAGGCUCCGUGAGGAAGAUCAACCAUUCUAGUCAGAACUGGCACCAGCUGGAAAACAUCGGGAACUUUGUUCGUGCCAUCACGGAAUACGGCCUAAAGCCYCACGACAUCUUCGAAGCCAAUGAUCUGUUUGAGAACGUCAACCACACCCAGGUCCAGUGUACACUCAUCGCUCUGGCAGGAAUGGCCAAAUCCAAAGGUUUCAACUCCAAGUAUGAUUUGGGAGUGAAGUAUGCUGAGAAGCAGCAGAGACACUUUGCUCCUGAGAAACUUAUGGAGGGACGGAACAUCAUAGGCCUGCAGAUGGGCACCAACAAACUUGCCAGCCAAAAAGGCAUGACCUCCUACGGGACACGGCGUCAUCUGUACGACGCCAAGAUAGGCAUGGACAAUCCGGCAGACCAGUCCACCAUCAGCCUACAGAUGGGCACCAACAAGGGAGCCAGCCAGUCUGGCAUGGUGGCACCUGGAACCAGGAGGCACAUCUUUGACAAGAACCUGCAGCUGGAGAAAUGUGACACCUCCACUAUUUCUCUUCAGAUGGGCACCAACAAAGUGGCCUCCCAGCAGGGAAUGACCACCUACGGCCUGCCCCGCCAGGUCUAUGACAACAAGUACUGCACCAACCCCAUUGAGACCUAUUAUAACAAUGGGAGUGAGGUCGAGUUUGACGGUUACAACCAGUACUCUGAUUAAAAGAAGCCACGGACAACCUCUUCCCUUUGCUUUAAGAUCAGACAACCAACCACCGCUGUCUUUGUGAUGAGCAAACUUUCCAGACUGUUAUUUAAUGACGAAAUACGUCAUUUUUGUCUUCAUUCCUAGUUUGUUUUUUCUAACCCUUUUUUUAACUUUUAGGAAUUUGUUUGCUUUUCUAUGAGCACAAGAAAAAAAACUGUUUACACCGACCCAUCAAAACAUUUCUUGUUGUGGCCAACUUCUGUCACCCUUGUUAACAUUACUGCAGAUUUAACGCAACACUCUGAAGCUGGGAUGUUUUAACAUUUGAUAUAAUAUAUAGUUUGUUUUUUAAUAGAUUUCCGUGCUUAUAAUCAAAUUUUUAAAGUUUUGAUUUUUCAUCCUCCUUACUCUUCCAAAUCAGUUUAAACACUGAAGAAAUAUUUGAAAGAAGAAACCUAUAAUUGUGUUGGUGCUAUUGAACUUUUGGAAAAAAGCCCAAGUUCACAUUAGAGCUCCGUAAGCUUGAGAGUUUCACCUUUUAGGAUGGAACAGAAGCUCCUGGUGCUCAGUGUGCAGAACACAUGAGGACUUAUAGGUUUUUGGAGAUGUUGCUUUGUUUGGUGACCAUCUGCUCUGACAAGACAAUUAGAGGGAUAAUUCAGCCAGUUUGAAGUAAACUUCUGUGGAAAUACUAUAUCCUAGCUGUUGUAGAAAGCUUUUUGAAUGGGCUCACUUUGAAGAAAUAAGAGUUUACAUUUGACAGGCCUAACUGCUAGUCCAAAGUUAGAGGACCUUAUAACAGUUCCAGUCUCUAACAUUUAAUAGCAAUUCAUACUACUGCUAUUUUAUGAAGCUUUAAACCUGUCAGUUUUGGAUUAUGCUCUUAUUUACAAGAAAUUUUAUAUUUUCUAACAUGGGAGUUGGCUGUACCAAUUUUGGGGAAUCCGAGGAGCACUUACUAAAGGAGUUUCACAAUAUUUCUGUCAGAAUGAUCAUGCAAUGUGAAAUGGACAACAGGGAAAACGUUUAUAUAAUACAGUUCUUACGAAAUUUUGUAAACUUUUGAAGAUUCAAGCCGUUUUAGGACAGUAAAAUUUGUGGGUCUUCUUGGACUGGCCAAUGCUAACUCUUCAACAUGGUCUGAACAAACCCAUUUUCAAAAUAUGUAUUUUUUUUGUCUUAAAUCAAGUUUCCUUUUUUAAAAAAAUCAUACCGUUCCAUCGAAACAUUCUUUAAAUUAUUGCCCAAGUCAUUGUUUUUUCAUGUUUUACAAGAAUCUCGAAAAAAGUCACAAAGUACAUUUUAAUAAAUUUUUUUGUUUCCUGAAAAAUGUGAAAAAAAAAGACAGGCAAAAUUUAAAAAGGGGAUGUCAUGAAAUACUAUUUAAAACUUUCCAGCCACCAUCAGUUUCACAUAACAUUUUUUUUCUUUUGCAGAAAUACGAUACUCCUGCUUUAAGUGUCCCAGGCUCCAUUAAAAGUGCUAAGGCUGCCUACACUAUUUGGGCAUGUGCAUAAAAAGUGUGUAGUGCCAAAUUUACAACAUUGUAAAAAAAUUAAAAACUAGCAUUAGCAUGAACUGCUUUAAAUGUUAGAUCUAAUUUGUUUUAAGACAACAUCAACAGUUUGGUCUUAUUUGAGUUUGAACUAACCAUUAGCUUGUCAGUUCUGUCUGUCUUAAACUCUUUUUCUCCAGACUGAGGUUAUUCAAAAAGCUAUUAAUUUCAACAAGAAGCAAUAUGUUAUUAAAUGAUUAGAUUUUUACAGGAGCACAAUUCAAAAUGACUGAACUAUAACUUCAGUGCAACUAAMCAGAGUAAAUGUCAAUUUACAGGGGUAAUUCAUGUGGUAUGUUUAGGAACAUUUUGGUUCUGAGAAAGUAUAUUAUUUACUAGAGGUUUCUGUGAUGGACAGUUCAUAGAGGAGCACAUGCAUUUGUAGUUGUUUAGUUUGAAGUUUGCUCAACAUAUUCAGCAGUAGUUUCUUAGCAUGUUAACUUCUGUUUUGCCUUUUUGCAAACUUUCAGGCCAUUUUUCUUUCUGCCAAAUGCUGGAGUGGAUUUUGGCUUUGAUAGAGCUGCUUUAUUUGCACUACACUUUGUGUGCAAAAUACACAGGAGGAACGUAACUGGGUACAUCCACUCAAGAUAACUUAUUCAAAAACGAAAAAUUUGAGAUACUUAAAUUGAUAACUUCAUAACUCUAUAGUCCGAAAAAUUGAGAGGUACUACAAUACUUUUAACAUUUGUCAUUACAGAGAUUUUACACCUACUUUGAACACUCCUAAAACUGGUUUUAAUGGAGUAUUUGUACAUUGUGUAAUUGUUAAAGUGUCUGAGCACACUCUUAUUUCUAUAUUUACUGUUAAGCAGUUAAUUUAAGCCAAGAAUUCUUUGCAUUAAACUGAACUAAUACUGUUAUUGAAGGUACCACAUAAUAUUGCAGGACUCAUUACGCACACAGCUAAGGCUAGAUGUAGUUAGACAAAAAGUUAUUUUUGUGCUUUGAAUGCCAUUUUAUCAAUGUAAACCUUGUCAUUGUUUUACCAAUCCACCAAAAUGAUUUGUUUACUGAAUUGAAAUAAAGACGGUAGGUAAUAAAUGUUAUCUUUGCAAUAAUUUCUCAUGUUUACUUUUGGAUGGAAUGGUGAUAUUAAAUAAAUAAAAACAAGUUCAUUUCUGUUUCAACAUUUUUGCUAACCCGUUUUUCUCCCUUUUGUAUGCCUUUCACUAAACAUGACAUUUGUGCAAUAAAAACACUUCAAAUUGG